AUGUAUUGGGGAAAACCAAAAAAUAACGAGGCAAGACUUGCACACAUUUGCAAGUCCACUCCUAUCAUUGAUACUCAUAAUGAUUUGCCUUAUCUUUUACGGUUGCAACUUCAUAAUGAGUUUCAAGAUGAGUUCAAAUUCAAGUUUAACGACACCCUAACUUCAAACACCGAUAUUCCGCGGCUCAAGAAGGGCAAGAUAGGUGUGCAGUUUCUCAGUUGUUACAUAGAAUGCAAGGAAUCUGACCACCUUUAUCAGGACUUUAACAAGCCGAAUAGUGCCGUUAGAGAUACCAUGGAACAAAUCGAUGUCACGAAAAGACUAACUCAAGCGUACCCUUCUGAUCUUGCACUCGUCCAUAGCGCCGAGGAAGCCAUCAAGCAGUACAAAUGUGGGAAAAUAGCAAUUGCAUUGGGAGUUGAAGGGCUUCAUCAAGUGGAUUCUUCGUUGGCAGUUUUGCGAAUGUACCACGAAUUGGGUGUACGUUAUAUCACUUUGACCCAUAAUUGUGACAAUCCUUUUGCCACGGCCGCUUCUUCGGUUGUAGGAGGUUUACCGGACAAAGGAUUGUCUUCUUUCGGUAAAGAUUGCAUCUUGGAAAUGAACAGAUUGGGUAUCAUGGUCGAUUUGUCCCAUGUCAGUUUGCGGACCAUGUACGAUGCUCUCGAGGUCACCAAAGCACCGGUGAUGUUUUCCCAUUCAUCAGCUUUUGCAUUGACCAACAAUGAAAGAAACGUCAGAGAUGAUGUGCUUUUGAAAGUUAAAGAAAAUGGUGGUGUGGUUUGUGUCAAUUUUUUCCCAAUGUUUCUCGUUCAAAAAGGCAGACUGGUGGACGAGGUUACCAUUGAAGACGCAGUGGAUCACGUUAUGCAUAUUGUCAACUUAAUUGGCUGGGAUCAUGUUGGGUUCGGUUCGGACUUUGACGGUAUUCCCUGUGGUCCCCAAGGCUUAGAAGAUGUCUCCAAGUAUCCUGAUUUGGUCUACAAACUAAUGGAAAGGUCACAGGCCACCGACGACGAUAUAGCCAAAGUUAUGGGAGGAAAUGUCAUGAGAGUGUGGAGAGAAGCAGAGAGAGUUUCUCAACAGAGUAAAGACAUAGCUCCAGUGGAAACCAAUUGGGAGAAAAGGGAGUGGAAAUUUUUCAAAUAUUUGACAGAAUUGCCAGAAUUGUUUCCUGGCGCUUACAAUGCCAAGAACAAUGUGUAUGACGACUCGCAGUCGUUGGUGUUGACCAAUAGUGAAGAAGCGCUGAGCACUAAUGCUGAGAAUUGA
Messenger RNA from Meyerozyma guilliermondii ATCC 6260, 1272 nucleotides. Its product is annotated as dipeptidase. Gene Ontology annotation, biological process: proteolysis. The transcript has a single exon. Gene Ontology annotation, molecular function: metallodipeptidase activity. The record is from RefSeq and is a predicted model, not a curated record. Lineage: Eukaryota; Fungi; Ascomycota; Pichiomycetes; Serinales; Debaryomycetaceae. Bases 1 to 1272 code for a protein of 423 amino acids.